This is a messenger RNA of Chelonia mydas (Green sea turtle), 3078 nucleotides long. RefSeq names its product YTH N6-methyladenosine RNA binding protein 2 (gene YTHDF2). NCBI's taxonomy places the organism in Eukaryota, Metazoa, Chordata, Testudines, Cheloniidae. Gene Ontology annotation, cellular component: cytoplasm. Gene Ontology annotation, molecular function: N6-methyladenosine-containing RNA reader activity; mRNA binding. The coding region runs from base 349 to 2124 and encodes 591 amino acids. The record is from RefSeq and is a predicted model, not a curated record. The transcript is spliced from 6 exons. Gene Ontology annotation, biological process: mRNA destabilization.
CCCUCGGUCCUCCAGCGGCCCGCCAUGCACCGCGCUUCCUCUCUCGCCAUUGUGCCUCGGAGUGGAGCGCGCGCUGCCCCUCGUGACGCCCGGACGGUGUCAGCUCGAGGCAGGCGGCCCCGGCCAUAGACGCUGGCGGAAGGGGCGAGGAGCUGGCUAGAGCGUCGCUCGAGCAGGCAGCCGCAGCAGCCGCGGGCGGGCGAGUCAGAGUCCGCCAGGAAGCCGAGCCGCGCGGUGCCUGCGCCCCGCUCCCCGGACAAAGCCGCCGCCGAGACCCGCCCGCCGCCGCCCCCGCCCGCCCGCGAGAGCCCGGACCCCGCCCCCGCCGCGAGGAGCCCGAUCGGAGCCAUGUCGGCCAGCAGCCUCCUGGAGCAGAGACCUAAGGGCCAAGGCAACAAAGUGCAAAAUGGAUCUGUGCAUCAGAAGGAUGGGUUAAAUGAUGAUGACUUUGAACCCUACUUGAGUCCUCAGGCCAGGCCGAAUAAUGCAUACACUGCAAUGUCUGACUCCUACUUGCCAAGCUACUACAGUCCAUCCAUUGGAUUCUCCUACUCGUUAGGCGAAGCUGCCUGGUCUACAGGAGGUGACCCGCCCAUGCCCUACUUAACAUCCUAUGGACAGCUAAGCAAUGGGGAGCCUCACUUUCUCCCAGAUGCAAUGUUUGGGCAGCCAGGGGCCCUUGGCAGCACUCCAUUUCUUGGGCAGCAUGGCUUUAACUUCUUUCCAAGUGGAAUUGACUUUUCAGCUUGGGGGAAUAACAGUUCUCAGGGACAGUCCACUCAAAGCUCUGGAUAUAGUAGCAAUUAUGCUUAUGCACCAAGCUCACUGGGUGGAGCCAUGAUUGAUGGACAGUCUGCUUUUGCCAAUGAGACUCUGAAUAAGGCUCCUGGCAUGAAUACCAUAGACCAAGGCAUGGCAGCACUGAAGCUGGGCAGCACAGAUGUUGCAAGCAAUGUCCCAAAAGUUGUUGGCUCUGCUGUUGGUAGCGGGUCCAUUACCAGUAAUAUCGUGGCAUCUAACAGUUUGCCUCCUGCUACCAUUGCUCCUCCGAAACCGACAUCAUGGGCUGAUAUUGCUAGCAAACCUGCAAAACAGCAGCCCAAGCUGAAGACCAAGAAUGGCAUUGCAGGGUCAAGUCUUCCACCGCCUCCAAUAAAACAUAACAUGGAUAUUGGAACUUGGGAUAACAAAGGGCCGGUAGCAAAAGCGCCUUCCCAGGCUUUAGUUCAGAAUAUUGGUCAGCAGCCAACCCAGGUGUCCCCUCAGCCAGUGGGCCAACAGAUCAAUAACAGCCCACCAGUGGCACAGGCUUCCCCAGGGCAACAGCCGCAGCCACUGCCCCCACCACCACCACAGCCAGCCCAGCUACCGGUGCAGCAACAGGCAGCUCAGCCAACCCGCUGGGUUGCACCUCGUAACCGUGGCAAUGGGUUUGGUCAAAACGGAGUGGAUGGUAAUGGAGUGGGACAGUCUCAAGCCAGUUCUGGUUCUGUUCCUUUGGAACCGCACCCAGUGUUGGAGAAGUUGAGGUCCAUCAACAACUACAACCCCAAGGAUUUUGACUGGAACCCAAAACAUGGCCGGGUUUUCAUCAUUAAGAGUUACUCUGAGGACGAUAUCCACCGUUCCAUUAAAUAUAACAUCUGGUGCAGUACAGAGCACGGCAACAAGAGACUGGAUGCUGCUUAUCGCUCCAUGAACGGGAAAGGCCCCGUUUACUUACUGUUCAGUGUCAACGGCAGUGGUCACUUCUGCGGAGUGGCAGAAAUGAAAUCUGCUGUGGACUACAACACAUGUGCAGGUGUGUGGUCCCAGGACAAAUGGAAGGGACGUUUUGAUGUCAGGUGGAUUUUUGUGAAGGACGUUCCCAACAGCCAGCUGCGGCACAUCCGCCUAGAGAAUAACGAGAAUAAACCAGUGACCAACUCCAGGGACACUCAGGAAGUGCCUCUGGAAAAGGCUAAGCAGGUGUUGAAAAUCAUUGCCACCUACAAGCACACCACCUCCAUUUUUGAUGACUUCUCACACUAUGAGAAACGCCAGGAGGAGGAGGAAAAUGUUAAAAAGGUUAUCCCUUUAAGAAUGCCUGCAUUCAAGAUAUAUGGGAGUGACAGAUUUCUUUAGAGCACUGUGUAGCAUAUCUAAACAGGCAUGAACGCCAAGGCCGUGUCAAGUAAAACGCUACCCUUCCCAUAGAGACUUCAGCAGAGGUUGCAUCCGGGAUAUCUUUCAAAAAGAGAGAGAGAUGAGAAAAAAGAACACCCCAGAGAGAAUUAGGACUUCUUUUCUUAAUUUCAUUGACUUUAAAACAAAAACUUACAAACUUGCAGUUUAAAAAAAAAAAAAGUAUUGGAAUGUCACAAGAGACAUAGGACUAAAAAAAAAACAAAACAAAAAAAAAAUCCCUUCUAGGUAGAGUAUAGGUAAAAACUGUCCCCUUUCUUUUGGCUUUGGUUGUGAUUUCAGAGCAUAUGCUUUGUUUUUUGUCUUUUUACUAUGUUUUCCGGAUUUGAAAGUCCAUAAGUGGCAUAUGCCUUUUUUCUCUAAUUUUUAAACCCUGCUGCAUCCCUUUCUUCCACUUCCCUCGCGCCUCCUUUCCCCCGGUUUUGACAUUUGCACUUGGAACACCGAGUUGUGACUUUUUUUGGACAUCUGCCGCAGAAAGUGGAAGAACUGUUUUUUCCUUGGAGUGGAAGAGGAGGAAUUUUAUGAAAAAUUUGGGUUUAUUUGCCUGGAAGAAUCGAAUGGAAAUUAUUGCCAAGGUUGCAUCUAAGGGUGGUUUGUUUUCCUCUGACCCUUUGUUACUCAAAAGUCAAGUACUAGGAGUCCUAAGAAAUGUUCUGUUCUUGUGCAUUAUAUGGAUUACAGAUUAAGUCUGGAUUAAUUUGAUUUAAAGGCUGAGAACAGUGGUAAAAACUUGUUUUGUUUACAGGAACAUGAAUUUUGAACGAAAAAUAUUGUAAAAUGUGUAGUGAAUGUUUCUUCAGUUUCUUGUUAAGCCAAUGAGGAAUGGGCAUUGCCUUUCUUUUCACCAUUAAUCACUUCUCAAUAAUAAACGUGAGAUCCUGUUGAGCAUCA